CAAUUGCAUACAUGGUUAGGCCCGUUUUAAAUGGAGCUGCAUGUUUGUGGGUAAAUGCAUGAACCAGUGAAACCUGUAGCGUGUACAGUAACCGACUAGUGUCUGGCUUCUUUUUUUCAUAUCCACAGUAGUACUUCCGGGUGUUUCGCUCGCGUUUGAGAUUUUUUCUGUUUGGAAACCUUUUCAUUGCUUCGCCUGCGUAAUGGUGUGUGGUUAUGAUUGCGAUAAAAACAAAUGUAGUCCAAAAGUAAAUGUGUUUCUUUCAUUGUAAAUAUUAACGUGUUACGUUCUACUUUUGUCCCGUUGACACCGAGAGUCGACUCCAUGUCCAGAUGUUGAACACAGCCACAUUCGCAGUCCAUCGGAUAAUAUGUUGCUGCUUGUCGUGUAAAGUAGGUUACGUUGCUAUGACUUUGUCUUCUGCGAAAUGAAACGCGUCGUUCUAAUUUUAGUAUCGUUACUUUUGACGGAAUGCUCAAAGAGUGCUCCCAAGGAUGCCUUAAACGCCGAAUAUGGUCACCUUGGUUCAGUGCUUUCAGACUUCGAUGUGCUGAGCUUGUCCAGCCUGCAGCAACACUCUGUUCGUAAGCGAGAUGUGCAGUCACACACUCAUGCGGAGAGACUAAUAAGCUUCACUGCCUUACAGAGGCACUUCCGGCUCUACCUGGCUACCAAUACCGAGCUGUUCACAGACGACUUCAGCGCUGUGGUGAUGGGAGUAGGCCGCACGCAGGAAGCUUAUGAGGUCCAGAGACAGAACUUCUUCACAGGCCACGUCAUUGGGGAGGAAAGCUCACGCGUGCAGGCUCACAUUGAUGACAGUGACUUCACUGCCCACAUCCUGACUGAUGAAGCAGAGUACAACAUUGAGCCUCUGUGGAGGUUCACGGAAGGUGCCCCGGAUGGACGCUUGCUGGUGUAUCGCUCGGAGGAUAUCCGGAACAUGAGCCGACUGGCUGCCCCUAAAGUGUGUGGCUACAUCACGACACCGGCUACCCAGCUCCUGCCUGAGAAUGUGAGAAGAGCCUCAGCACUGGAGGAAGAAGAGGAGGAGCACUUGAGGGAGAGGAGGCAGGCAGUGGACCACAGUAAAAACACCUGCCCACUGCUGUUGGUGGCAGAUUAUCGCUUCUUCAGACACAUGGGCCGCAGGGAGGAGAGCACUACCAUCAACUACCUGAUAGAAUUGAUCGACCGCGUGGAUGACAUCUACAGAAACACAUCUUGGGAUGAGGAGUUCAAGGGCUAUGGUGUUCAGAUCCAGCAGAUUAUAAUUAACAGAAACCCCACCCCAGUGGAGUCAGGAAAGGCCCACUUCAACAUGAAGGGGAGUCCAGUGAAGAACAGAGAUGUGUAUGUGAAAAAGUUGCUGGAGCAAUUCAGCAUUGACAUUGCAGACAAUGCCUCCAGGGUGUGCCUGGCUCACCUGUUCACCUAUCAGGACUUUGAUGAGGGCACGCUGGGCCUCGCCUACGUGGCCCCAGCAAAAGACGGAGUUCCUGGAGGCCUCUGUUCCAAGGAGGGCCUACAGUCGAGUGACCACCGUGCCAUGUUCCUGAACACAGGUUUAACCAGCACCAAGAAUUAUGGGAAAACUAUUCUGACUAAGGAAGCCGAUCUGGUGACCACUCAUGAGCUUGGACACAACUUUGGGGCUGUCCAUGACCCAGACGAAGUUCCUUACUGUGCCCCCAGUGAGGAACAGGGGGGCAAAUACGUCAUGUACCCCAUUGCUGUGAGCGGGGACCGCUCCAACAACAAGCUGUUUUCCAACUGCAGCAAGAUCUCUAUAGCCAAACGGCUGAGGCACAAAAGUGCAUCCUGUUUUAAGGAGAGAAACAGUAAGGUGUGUGGGAACUCACGGGUGGAGGAGGGUGAGGAGUGUGACCCAGGGCUGCUCCACCUCAGCACAGACCCCUGCUGCACCGCCACCUGUAAGCUGCGGCUGGACAAGAAGUGCAGUGACAGGAACAGUGCGUGCUGUAAGAACUGCAUGUACGAGAAGCAGGGCAAGCAGUGCCAGGAGGCCAUUAAUGCCACCUGCAAGGGCGUGUCCUACUGCACAGGUAACAGCAGUGAGUGUCCUCCUCCAGGGAACCUCCCAGAUCACACCACGUGUGUGGACAGUGGUCAGUGUCUGAACGGAGAGUGUGUGCCCUUCUGUGAGGCUUCUCAGAAACUGCAGUCGUGUGCCUGCAAUGUGACGGACAGCUCGUGCCAGGUGUGCUGUCGCAGCGCGAGUGGUGUGUGCAUGCCGUACCGCGACAAGCAGGGCAGCUUCCUGUACCUGCGCAAAGGCAAACCCUGCACCGUAGGCUUCUGCGAUGGCGCAGGUAAGUGCAUGAAACAGGUGCAGGAUAUGAUCGAGAGGUUGUGGGAUUUCAUGGACAAGUUGAACAUCAACACUUUCGGGAAGUUCCUGGCUGAUAACAUUGUGGUCUCGGUGCUGGUUUUCUCCCUGCUCUUCUGGAUCCCCCUCAGUAUACUUGUCCACUGUGUGGACAGGAAGCUUGACCAGCAGUAUGAAUUCAACACUAGAUCACUCUUUUACCCCAGUAAUGCAGAGUUGCUGAGCACCCUGGAGUCAGCCUCCGUGCGCAUCUUCAAGCCUCCCCCAGCGGCUCUCUCUGUAGUGCCACGGUUCCAUAACGCAGGCCCCCUGCAGACCAGCACCCCCCCUGUGCUUCUGCCCCCCGCCAGCCCGGCAAUGACCAUCUCGGGCCCACUGCCCAGCAUGGAACACCAGCGCAUGGCCACAAUCCAGGAAGACCCAAGCUACGACUCCCACCUGGGUGAUCAGGCCCCGGUGGAGGAGUUUCCCAUGCCCAGCUCCAUCCCCCGCUCCUUCGAAGACCUGACGGAGAGUCGGGAGCAAGCCCUGCCUUUCAGAAUGAACAGACACAGGCCCAGGAAAAGCAAGGAGACUGAGUGCUAAAAAAAAGAAAGAAAAAAGUGUGUUGCUUUGCUGAAGAGUUGAGAGCUGAGCAUCACAGUGGAGUGAGUGAGAGUGACAGUAUGAGUGUUAGAAGUGAAACAGAAUAAGCGCUGCUUGCAUAAGUAAUGUGUGGGAUGAUGGUUACAUAAUGCUCUUUUAAUCUAUAGUAUUCAGAAACAGCCAAACUGAAGGCAGCAGGCAUUGUGGACUCUGAAAUUCCAUAUGGCGUUAAGAGUGUUUAUUGCCAAGAUGACUGUAUCGUGGUUGCUGAGCUGCAUUUUGGGAUAUGCACUAUGCACACAGUUCAUAGGAGAUCUACAUAUAUGUGAGCAGCUUUAUUGUUAAAGGCUGUUGAAGCUAUUUACAAAGCUUUUUAGCUAGAGAGGUAUGAAGAACAUCUGGAGAAGCAUGUACAGUGGGCUGGGUAUGGUUCAUCUGUACUUUUGUUCCUGCAUAUACAUAACUGCUGCAACUUUGGACCUCUUUGGAUAACUAUAGAUACUGUUACAAUUGAACUUUACAGAACAUAAUGAAUACUAACUGACUGCUGGUUCGUUAGGGCAGUGUUAUGAUCUCCCAGUCUUGGCGAGUUCAGCGUUUCCCCUACAUUGACGCGUGUGGUGCAGGUGUUAGCUGGAGCAUUUAUCUUAUAUUAGCCUGUAGCUGGAGCAUGCAGAGCUCUACCUUUCAGGAGAGAACGUUGUAUAGCAAGAGGUGUAACAAUAGUUCCAUACUUGUAAUGGUGUUACACAGAUGUUUGGGGUUCUUUCUCAUAUUCACCAGCAACAUAAAACUUACCAGUAUCUUUUUUUUCUUUUUAUUAAUCAAUUCCAAGUUUUCUUUUCUGGUGCUCUUUUAUGCCAAAGAUUAUCUUACACAAUUUACUGACAUUAGUUUUUUUUCUUAAAUAACUGAUAGUAGUUUAUAUUUAAGAAGUGGCCUGUACGUGCUCGGCUUGCACUGUGUGUACAGUGGGCAGAUAAUUGGCCUUCUGACAUAAUUCGAAAAUACCAGUAAUUCAGUAACUAUAUUUGUGUGAAAUGUUAAUGUAAUUUUUUUUACUGACAUCCUGUAUUCAUUGUACCUUUGGGUAUAUCCAAAGUGCUUUCUCUUGUGCUGUUUUGUGGAUACUUUUUGUUUACUCUGUAUUCUGCCACAUUCAAUCACCUAUAGUACAAUAAGCACAAACGUGCAUAAAAACCCAGAUCUUUGGACUUAGUUACAUUGCAAUAAAUUAGCAUAAGGCCGCAUCUUCCACUGUAGUUUAAAAGAAACUGAUGCCCAGUAUAAAUGUGUUUUAUGUUGGAUUUUAUAUCGUUUCAUUUGUAUGCAUGUUUUCUUUGUUAAUAUAUCCUAAUGGUGAUUUAACUUGGUACUUAAAAAUGGUCGGGUGACAAACACUGCUUUAUACAUUUAAGAUUCUUGUUUUUCACCUUUCCUCUGGUGUUAAAUUCUGUGAAAACCUUUAGAUAUUGAACUCCUUCAGUCAACAGCACUGCAAUUGUUAUACUACAAUACUGACUGAAGUAUUAAGAAUGUGCACGUCGUAAUAUUUUUGAUAUUUGAAUGAGUUCUUUCUUAAUACAAAUUUUAUUUACACAGAA
This is a messenger RNA of Electrophorus electricus (electric eel), 4539 nucleotides long. RefSeq names its product ADAM metallopeptidase domain 17b (gene adam17b). Gene Ontology annotation, cellular component: plasma membrane. NCBI's taxonomy places the organism in Eukaryota, Metazoa, Chordata, Actinopteri, Gymnotiformes, Gymnotidae. The record is from RefSeq and is a predicted model, not a curated record. Gene Ontology annotation, molecular function: metalloendopeptidase activity. Gene Ontology annotation, biological process: Notch signaling pathway; membrane protein ectodomain proteolysis.